ACUUCAGGGAUCUCCACUUCAACCCAUCAACGACCCGCGUCAGUUCAAACAGCUCAAACAGCUCACCAGAGAAGAAGAAGAAGUUCAAACAGCUUCUCGUCUUGUUUGGGAGAAACUAGUAAAACAUGGCGUCGAGAUUAAACUUGUUAAAACACCGACAGAAACUUGUAAACGCCACGUUUGAGUCCAGUAUAGACUCCACUGCCAUCGAAGAGAAGUUGUUUGGCCGAGAAGAAGAAGAGGAGGAUGAGGAGGAGGAGGACGGACCUGUGGUCUUCAUCUGCGGGAAGUGCCGGCUACCUGUCGGGGACUCUCUGUCCUGGGACGGAAGUGAAGACGGACAGAACCAGAUCCGACUGAAGCGGGUCACUGACAACGUGGUGCUUGGAGAGGACACUCGCCGGCAUGAAGCGAACAAACGAUCUCCCUGUCUGAUCGUGGAUCUGUUCUGUGGAGGCUGUCGCUCCGUGCUUGGUAUUGUCUACGCAUCCACGCCUAAGAACCUGGACCACAAGAGAUUUGUAUUCUGUUUGAAUGUAGCAGACAUCGAGAGCUAUGUGCUUGGCUCUGCAAGCCAGAUGUUGGCAGCAGAGGGCCCCAAAGAGCAGCCAGUCACACUGGAGUACAGGGGCAUUGUUGAACAACAGCUGACAGAGAUGAAAAUGCUGGUCCUGUCCAUGGGACAGAGGCUGGAAGAGAUCGAUGCUGGCCUUCAGUAGGGAUGCGAUGUGGCAUGACAGCGAUGGACAUAAACUUGUCUUGGUGGGUGCCUUAUCCAGGUGUUGAACGUGACUCCUCGCCCCUACCUUUACAUUAAUGCUUCCUUCUCUAAGUUUUUAUCUCAACCACAUUCCCUCAGUAAUGCAUUUUGUCCUAGACUCACCUUGCACACACACACACACACACACACACACACACACACA
Messenger RNA from Sebastes umbrosus (honeycomb rockfish), 923 nucleotides. It is a transcript of the gene mis18a, whose product is annotated as MIS18 kinetochore protein A. Gene Ontology annotation, biological process: chromosome segregation; CENP-A containing chromatin assembly. NCBI's taxonomy places the organism in Eukaryota, Metazoa, Chordata, Actinopteri, Perciformes, Sebastidae. The coding region runs from base 126 to 719 and encodes 197 amino acids. The transcript is spliced from 5 exons. The record is from RefSeq and is a predicted model, not a curated record. Gene Ontology annotation, cellular component: nucleus; chromatin; chromosome, centromeric region.